CUUUCGUUGCAUUUGUCGUCGGUGGUGGUUUUGGCUAGAUUAAUUUCCGCCAGUCGUCGUGAAUUGUUCACACUCGGCCUCGAAUUCUUCAAGUUGUCAGUCGUAUUUUGGUUAGAAGUGUUGAUGAGUGGAAGUUUGCUGCCUUUUACCAGUCGUAGGUCUUUUCUUGUUGCUAUUUUGCGGCGAAUUUUGGUAGACGGUUGUGGUUUGGUAGGGACAGUUGGGUUUCCUGGUUAUCACUGA
Messenger RNA from Ambispora gerdemannii, 243 nucleotides. Lineage: Eukaryota; Fungi; Glomeromycota; Glomeromycetes; Archaeosporales; Ambisporaceae. The record is from the annotation of a GenBank genome assembly.